AUGAAAGUGGCUACAGGGACCAGCCCCCCUUCUACAAGCAAUUUGCAUUUGUCAUCUGACAGAGAGAGUGAUGGUUGGUUUUGUUCUCACAAAAUAAUCUCAACCCUUAUGUUGCAGAAUACAAUGUACUUGUCUGAUAUAUGGCUCUAAAUGUGGAAAUUUGCGUCAUUCAUAUCUAAAAAAAUACAACUACUACUAUGAUCCAGAUUUUUUUCUCCUUAAGAUAAUCGUACAUGUAUUUUUUGUGUAACCACAAGGAGCAAAAAACACAUAUAAAAAAGGGGGGUUUUGUUUCAUUGCAAAACUACAACAAAGGGACAAUUUCAGCGUCAAAUUAUUAUUUUGGGCAAUGGGACUGGGGCAAGUUUUCAGAGAAUCACCUGUUUAGCCAGGUAGAAUUAUCAAAACUGCGAGUAAAAGCAUUACAGGUAGGACUACAAAAGGGGCCAUAAUUAUUUCUUUUUAGACAACUGUUGAAGAUCACCACACCCUUUGAAGUUGCAAUGUUACAUGUAUAUGCAGUGCAAAACCAGAGAAUCACCUUAAGGAGACAUUUUGGCGAUUUUGGUGCUUGUAUCCGCAAUGGAACAUUAUUGCAAAAAUGUGGCGUUAAACAACCUGUUUAAUAUCAGGGGUUUUGGAGUGAAAGUUCAUUCUUGCUAAAUCUUCUUUUUUUCAGACUGGUGCUUGCAAGAUGAGGUAGGACCGAUCUUUCCUGCCAACACCACUGAGAGAUUGCCAUCACCAGAACUCUUGACAAAGUUUUUUCUGGACAAAGUUUUGGAUUGUAUGAGCACCCAGGUUUGUAAUGAAAUUACAAAAUAAUUGAGGAAUUGUAGAUGAGUUAGUUUUGGGAUAGGGGGUUGUGGCAGAAGUAAUAAAGGUACAAAAUAACUCAACUUUGGUGGAGGAGGGGAGAUGUAUAGGGUGGGUUGGGGUUAAGGGAGAUGGCUUAUGAUGUAACAAGUCUUACUUUCCUUCUGCAGCUAUCUGAAAAUAAAUAUUUUUCCUCUCUAUCUUUAGCUUGUUCUUGUCGAGUGGGAUGACAAGAAAACCAGAGAACAUGCAUUCUACUUCCUGUUUGAAAACUUUAAAAAGUUCUAUCUGCCGCACAUCUUUGAAGAUUUUAACCCUUCAAGAGCAUUAUAUGAUUCAUCACCAGGUAAGUGUGCCAUCUAUAAGUUAAAUAAUAACAAUUUCAACGAUAAUGCAUGUAACGAUAGUUACUUACAAAAGAUAGUUUUUCUUACAAUACUUGUGAGAAAUGGCAAAUCUUGGCCAGCUAGUCUGACAACAUGUGCUUUGAUUUAUAAGAGACCUUUCUGAAAUUAAGCAAACUCAUUGGGCAUCUUGCUCAAAGUCCUGUUUACAUUCAGCACAGCAAUCUCAUGUUAUGUGGCAGAUGGAUUUCUGACUGCAAAAUAUUCACAAGAUACGUUGUAAUGACAGUUACGUUUACAUGCACAUGCCCUCAGGGUGAGUGGAUGUUGGGUUGAAAUAAUCUUAUAACAAUGUCUGGAAAAGCGAACAACUCAAAAGUUAAUAUUAAAUAUUUUUCAGUUUAAUUUCAUUCGUACAUUGUUUUAUUUACCUGUUUGAAAUAUGUGUACUCAUGACUGUCUUGUUAAUUCAAUAUGUUGGUGUUCGUGCAUCUGUUUUCUUUAUUGUUAAGGUUCAACCCUGUUUUGUUUUUUUUUUUAACUUUUCCUUCCCGUCUUGAUUAGCUAGGCUAUUUCAUGGGCAAGGGUCAAUGGUUAUGAUAAUUAUAUAUCCAAAGUGUCUUAAUAAACUUGAAGUUGAACUUGAACAUGUACUUGUAAAAGUUAUUACAAUACUUGUGAAGAACUUGUGAAUUUUGGUUACUCUGGCAAUCUGCCAUGUAGUAUAAUAGUUUCUCUGCUGCAAUGUACUUGUACAUCACUUGACUUGUUCCUGGAUGGUCUCUGGUUUGAAUUCUUUGGUUUGGUUCCCUGUGAGCAGGGGUCCUUUGAUUCUUCCUUUUCCACACUAUCCAGGAAGAUUGAUAAACCUCUGCUCAUGGGGUAAGUGCAGGGUGCAAAGAAAAUCAGUUUUACAGUCUGCCAUUCGGGCAAGCUGUAGAUAGCAUGUACUAGCCCACAAGUCAUUUCAACUAUCCCCAAAACCCUUUUUGAUUGGCAGGAUUGAUAACAAUCCUUCUGUAAUUUGAACCUCCCCAAAAAACAGCACUUGCCCGUCAGGCAAGUUAAGAACAAAAAACACUAGCCCGAUAGCAAAAUCCACUAGCCCCAGGCUAUUGGACACGACUUUCUUUGCAUGCUGGGUAAGUGUCUGGGGAACCACAUUUUUUAUCUUUCCUUACUCUGUGAUUAGACAAAGGAAUACACAAUAGGUUCUGUCUUGUCUGUAGCUUUUGAGCUUUAGGUAGCUCAGGCUCAUUCUGCAUGUUCAUGUACUGGUACAGAUUACAUAAAACUAAAGACACAAAGAAAACAGCGAUACUAGUUAGCUCCUAGUGAAACCUUAUUAUUUGGUUCUUAACCUUGUGUAUUUCGUGUGUAUGUAAUUUGUUCCAUUUCACACAGGGGAAAUGACCCUUUGUGUGAAGAGAAUUGGUAUUUUUAGAUAUAAGGGAGUUGCAUCUCUUGAUACAUACAGUAAUAAUGAGAUUUGCAUCUCUGAAGUCAAAAGUUAUUUUUCGCAAAUUAAUGAUGGCGACAAUCUGAAUAGUAUCAGUUUCAACUGCUGUUCACAAGCCACAUACAGUUGGUUAUUGAAAUCAUUAAUGGUAACUUCAAAUGUUUAAAAGGUGCUGCAGUGUGAUUAUCAGUUACAGCAUUUGACAUGAUAACUGCAUAACUGUCUAUGUUUAAAAUAAUUUUAGUUUUAGUGGCUUAAAUCCUGAUUUAUAGUGGCAUACAUGUAAUAAUUAAUAACUGCUACUUUGUCACUAUCUGCCCUUUCAGCUGCACAAGUUCCACGGAAGAGGAGCAACAGUGCUGGCAGGGAAGCAGAGCAAAGAAUGAUCAGUGCAAGAGACUCUGUCCUCAGAUGGUUCGUUGCCUUCACUUUUAGAUUCAAGAGGUCUGACAGUGUCUCAGAAUCGCCAAAUGUGAAUCAAUCAAUAGUAUCAAUAUCAUCCACUGAAGGUAGUGAGCCGGGUUCACCUCCGACAUCAGGUGGAGCCAUUCAGUUUAGUCCAGCACGCAACAAAGAAUACUUACAUGAUGCCAGUGAUGUGAUCAGAAAAGUGUUGUUCUCUACCCGCUCAAAUAUAAGACUGCUUCAUGAGGUUCUACGACAGGUACGUUUACAUUGUAAAAAAUUGUGCUUGUACUCCAAACUAGUUUCAGUGGCUUGAAUCCUAAAUAGACUAACAACCACAGAAUGUCCCUUCUCAUGCCCUUCUACAUGAAACCAAAAAAUACAUCUGUUUGUAAGCCCCCCUCUAGCUUGUUUUGAAUGAAAUGGAUAUGUUAUGAUGGAUUGAAGCUUAAGUAACAACCGGUAAAUGCAAAACGUAUGACGGGCACUGCUGCUGUUGCUUUUUCUUUCCUCCUCAGUUAUUAAGCGCCCUCUGUUUAUAAGCCCCUCUCAAACCCUGGCUUUACAAAGAUGCAUAAACCCUGGGCUUAAACAUGUAAGCAGCAGCUUACAGUAGCCAGUCACUAUCAAUUUAUUUUAAUUGUCUACGGGCAGAUUUCAAUUGUGAAAAAAAAAACAUUUGUUGUUGGAAGGUACAUGUAAUGACCUUAUGCAAUGAUAAUGGCAAUGACAAUCGCAAUGACAACUUCAAAAGGUUUGAUAAACAAAACAACAACUUUGCACAUACGCCACUUGCACAUCUCCCAUAAUGCAUGGUAAAAUUCCGAAAAUAAGCCCCUCCAUGUAUAAGCCCCUCCAAAUAUAAGCCCCCCAAACUGGUAACGUAAAAAACCCUCCGUUAAAUCGCUCCUCCAAAUAUAAGCCCCCCGGGGGCUUGUACUUGGAAAAUUGCCCUCAAAUACAAAGUAAAACAAAGCAAAAACAGUAAAUUUACUUCCAACUAUAAGGCUAGCCCAAUCGAUUUUGAAACGCAAUUUCGCCCCGUAGAUAAGCCCCUCGAAUAUAAGCCCUCCGCCAAUAUAAGCCCCUCAAAAAUAAGUCCCUUAAAAGGGCCUUUGAAAAAUAUAAGCCCCGGGCUUAUUUUCGAAUUUUACGGGUAUCUUAUUUGCCUCCCAAAUUUUGCACAACCUUUGUUUUUCAUUUCUCCUGGAUAUUACAGCUGUCCUAACAGAAAUUGAAAACAAUGCUUAUGCAAAAAUUUUGGGGGCAAAUAAGGUGCAUUACGGAGAUGUGCAAGUGGGGGUAUGCAUUGCACUUUUUUGGUAAAUUCAUUGCUGUCCUCUACAUGACUGAUAUGUGAAAUUUCAUAAUGCAAGGUUCUGAAGAGGAUAUUAUGAACACAAAAAAGUGACAAUAAGUAACAAUUCAAAAAAAAACAUUUGGCUACAACUGACAAACUGGAUUGGCUGAAACCAUGUACAUGUAUCAUGUCAAAGUGCUUAAUGACAUCAAAGUAAUAUCAUCUUGUUGGUUGGGUAAGGCCCCUAAUGACACUUAAAGGCUGGUUUUCACUAGUGACAGAGUCGGAGUUGAGUCAUAAGCAGAGUCAUAAGCCCAACGGAAUUACAGUCAGAAGAAUUAGAACGUUUCUGUUUCCUUCCGACUUUGCUUCCCGACUUCGCCGCUAUAUUCUGCUUAUGAUCUAGUGAAAACCAGAUUGUCGGAGUUGGAAGCAAAAGUGAAAGGAUAAACCAAUCACAAUGCACAUUCCCUGGCUUUGUGAUUGGUUUAGUUCGUCCACUUCUGCUUGUGACUCCGACAACCCAGUUUUCACUUGAUCGUAAAGGACAGAGUCAUGCACGCUGUUUUUGGAAUAGGAAGAAUCAGAAUGCUGUUUUCACUAGAUCAUAAAUUUUUAUGCUUCUGAUUACGACUCCGCCUCCAACUCCUACUCGGUCACUUUUGAAAACAAGCCUUAAGAGUGGGCCUACCAGGUGAAUAUUGACUUUGAAGCUUAACAAUGAAUUUUUAUAAGCAAGACUUGAAGGGAGUUGGGAUGGAGAAACUUGCCAGUUUAAAAAUGAGAGGAAAACUGGGCCAGGUUUACUUUCACAAAGACUUCUGGGAUUGUUAGUAGUGACAAGGGAAAAAUAAUUAUUAUUGGCCAAUAGCUGAACGAUGCAUCCCCAGUAAUGAUCCAAGAAACAAUUGCGGGACACAUUUCAGUUCCAGUUCCCUUCUAAUUUCUAAAGUGGUGAAUUGUGUGAUGUAUUAAGUUACUUUGAUCUGUGACAUUUCCUUGAAAACUAAGGAAGAACUAGAAUCUAGAUACAUUUACUCAAUGGGACCUUGGUAAAUAUUAAUUACCUUUGUGUUGUUUUCAGGAUUUCUUCUUCCAGCCAAAAAUCUAAACACCGCAAGGCAGGUACUCGGGGGUGUAUCAUGA
Molecule: messenger RNA, 5470 nt
Organism: Porites lobata
Lineage: Eukaryota; Metazoa; Cnidaria; Anthozoa; Scleractinia; Poritidae
Source: the annotation of a GenBank genome assembly